AGUGCGUAGAGAAUACCAAAAUGGUAAUGUAAUCGUGUACAUAAUCGUUUAAAUAUUUUAUUCAGAUAUUUCUUUGAAGGAAUAUUAAUUUACUUCCAACGUUAUCGAUGGAGAAAUCGGAUCAGCAUGCAUUUUUUUAUUUUGUAAAUUGACUUAAAGAUCAACAGUAUGUAAGUUUACCGUCUGGAACGGUUAUUUAUAUCUUGCAAUUGAAAUCGAAAGUAGGAAUUCCCUUAUUUUCCAAUAAUUAUUAAUUUGAAAAUAACUGUAAAAUACGUAUACAGAUAACGAUACGGGAGAAUUUAUUACAAAAGCAAGAUCGUUUAGCUAUAAACAAAAAUGGGAAACAAAAUAGCCUCACGUAAUGAAAAAAAUGUGAGUUCGAAAUCGGAGGAGGAAGAAGUGGCGGAAUUACAGCGUCGUGUAAACCUUGUCAUCAUGUACCUAGAUGAACACGAAAAUGCUGUUGAUAAUAUUAGCCAUAGUGUACAAACUCAAAUGGCAUUAGUACUGAUGCUUUCCCAUAAAAUAAGUAACAUUGUUAGCAUUAAAGAAAUAGACGGACAAGUAAAAAAGAAUGAUUGUCCAGUAGCAGCAGUUACUUGUUUGCACUGUACAAGUGAAUGGCAAGACUACACAGACAGACUUCUUAGGAGUGUGCAGUCAUCUUUGCACUGCGAAAGUAAAUCUUUGAAAACUUCAUUUGAGAGGUUGAAGUUAUAUGUACAACACACAAUAAAAGACUAUUACAAGAUUGAAGCUGUCACUUCUUUUGGCAAGGAAAACUUAUGUGAUGGAUAUAAAGGUUCACCAACGACAGAUACUCAGGCCGCUAACAUAAAUUCCCGAUCGGAUGUGAAAACUUCAGAAAAUACAAAAUAUGCCAAUCAACUUGAAGAAGUAACAAAAAAUCAUGAACAAUACAAAAUGAAAGCUGAAGAAAAAUUGCAAAUUUUGCAAGAGAAAAAGGAGAGUUUGGAAAUAACUAUAAAAGAGAUUCAGAAAAAUAACGAAGGCCUAGAACAUCAGAUACAAGUUCUACAAAGCAAUAUUAAAGAGUUACAAACGAAAACGAUUGCACUGGAAGAGGAUAUGAACAGAUCAAAGCAGACAAUUACAGUUCAGUUAUUUCAUAACCUAAAAGGAGGCAUGAUUUCUACAUUAUUGUACGAGCUUAAAUCGAUGCUUGCAACCCAACUGAACAUGAAAAGACACGAAGUGCAGUUUGUUUUAUGUCAGUCAGAGACGGACGUAAAUCCUCAAAUACCUGUUUUUGUGUUCUGCAUCAAUAGUUCACGAUUGGGAACAGACGCUGGACUGGCAAUACAAAAUUUAAAAGUGUCAUCUAAAAUGUCCAUAUUAAUAUUCCACCACAAAGACGUUCAUGCAUUACCAAAUCAGGCAAGUGAGAGAGUACUAACAGAACCGGAGUUCAAAGGUCUAGGAGGAAUUUUUGAUAUAGGAUUUCUUUCUGGAAAGGGAAUAUAUGCAUGUGACAUGAACCGUGCUGCUUCAGCUGGCAUUGAAAGUUUUCUUAGAGCAGCACAGAGCUAGAAAAUAACCAGCUAGUGAAGGAUUUUUUACGGACAAUCGCAUUGUUUUGACGUGCCAUUUGGUUUGAAACAACUAUGUAUAUGCAAUCAUAAUUAUUAUGGUGUAAAUUUUAUCUGCGAAAAUAUUUGCAUGAAUUUGCUUCAUUUUCAUAAAUGAUCUUUCAUUUCAAAAUAUUUUUUUUUGGUAACGGGUUGACAGGUAACAUUUUAUAGUUAAUGAUUUUUUUGUCAUUAUAACUUGAAGUGUUCAAACUUUAUAUAAUAGAGGACCAAUUUCACUUUUUUUAACAUUGUUACAUAUGCAUUUUAUACUAAAAUGUAUAAAAAGUUAAGGUUUAAGGUUUAUGAUUAUUUUGUCAAUAUGAGAAGUAUUCAAACUUAAUAAAGUCGAGGAUCAAUUUCAUUCUUUUUCGACACUGUUAUAAAUAAACUGUAUAGUAAAACGUAUAAAAUGUUCAUUUACAAGUAAAUGAUUAUUAUGUCAAUAUGAGAAAUGUUCAAACCUGACAUAGUUGUGGACCAAUGCCAUUUUUUCUUUCGAUACUGGUAUAUAUAUACAUUGUAUAGUCAAAUGUAUAAAAUGUAAGUUUCUAUUUUGUCAAUAUGAGAAGUCCAAAGUUUAUAUACUCGAGGACCAAUUUCAUUCUUUUUCCAUACUGGUAUAUACAUAUGUAUAUACAUUGUAUAGUCAAAUUUGUGAAAUGUUAAAGUUUAUGACUAUUUUGUCAAUAUGAGAAGUUUUCAAAUGUUACAUAGUAGAGGACCAAUUUCAUUUUUUUCGUAUAUAUAUUUAAUCGAAUGUAUAAACA
Messenger RNA from Ruditapes philippinarum (Manila clam), 2362 nucleotides. RefSeq lists its product as uncharacterized. The transcript is spliced from 6 exons. Lineage: Eukaryota; Metazoa; Mollusca; Bivalvia; Venerida; Veneridae. The record is from RefSeq and is a predicted model, not a curated record. The coding region runs from base 340 to 1554 and encodes 404 amino acids.